This is a messenger RNA of Amoebophrya sp. A25, 2284 nucleotides long. The record is from the annotation of a GenBank genome assembly. NCBI's taxonomy places the organism in Eukaryota, Dinophyceae, Syndiniales, Amoebophryaceae.
CCGCGUUUGAACUUAAAAGCUAGUACUAUUUGAAGGUCGGACCGUGAUUUCAAAACAGAACAAGAAUUAUAGAAAAGUUUCAGUACUAUUUUCCCGCGUGAUGUACAAUUAACCUGGUACUUAAUAUUUCACAUUGAUUGUUACAAUUUUCUUCACACAGUGACAGUCACAGACCCAUCUCAAAAAAUGACUCGACCACGAAAGUCCUCGAAGGCGAUGGAUCCCGCGACAGCGGAGGCUCUUCUCCGUCAUAUUGAGUUGGCUCUUCUGAUCGAACCCAAGAAAGGUCGAGAGCAGUCCUGCGACUCGGAGACAGAAGACCCUGCAAAUCCUUCUCCUGAAAGUACGUCUGACGGUGCGGUGCACGAGCAGGCGUCUUACUCUCAUGGUGCGCUACACAAUGCCAAGGCGUCGAACCGCCAAGCACCUGCUCAACAAGAGUGGACACCUCUGCCUCUCGGGUACACUCCCGAUGGGAAGCUGAUCGCGCGCGUUCCUCCCGGAGUCCGCUACAAGCUCCAAGUGAAGAAUAACCACCUGGAUCAGAAUCAGAGAUUCGUCCUGAAGCCAUACAUUUUGAACGCAAAGACCCGAGAAAAGAUCUACUUCCUGUUCUACGAUGACCACAUGCCGCGAGACAAAAAUGCACGAGAAGAUACCGCGUUCAAGCCGCUAUGGCCGAACAAGCGCACAACCUUUGAAGGGUUCCAAGUGGAGUAUACCAAAAAAGAUUACACGCUCAAAAAAAGCUGGCAUCCUUUUGAGGCACGCCGCGACCACGGAGCGAUUCAGUCUGACGACCACGACCUCGACCAUUCUACUGAUAGUACUGAAUCCACUUCCACGACCUCGCAUUGUCCCGAAGAGAUUCACGUCGAGGUUUAUCGUAAUGCGGGAGACUGGACAUGUAAUCGCGGCGGCGGUCACUGCGAAUGUCGACGAAAGAAACCUGCUGGCGGCAGUGUCACCGUGCCAGGGAAGUUGGACAAUUCAUUCGUUGAUUGUCCUGGAGCAGCCAAGCGUUGGGAAAGUGCGCAAGGGAAAUUUAUCGGCACGUUAACUCUCUCUUUGGCGAUUCGACAGUAAAAUUCUGAUACAACUAGUAAAAAGUAAUAAUCUCGAGAAGACAUCAUAGUGCUAAGAACAAGCUAUACUAGCACUAGCUAAGGACUUCUCUCAUCCGCUGCCUGUGGCAUACUACGGGUACGAGGACAACAUGAUCGACAAGGACAACAAGAACAGUUAUAUAUAACGAAUGGCUCCCGACGACAUGUUGAUGAAGCGCGACAAGAAUUCACGAAUCGUUCUUCAGUGACAUCCUAUCUUCAGAAACGAAGUGGCGGUUGGGAUUCGAGCAGAAAGUUGCUACUUCAUCAUCCGGGAUGAUAUCUUCGAUGCUAUUGAUUUAUCUUGUAGUUACCCAUUGCCACCUACGAUACUGAUCAUACAGUUACUUUCGACGAAAGCGGACCUAUUAACGAAUGUAGAUUAUCUUGAAGACCAGCUGUGCCGCUAGGACAUGCUGAAGAUAUGGCUCUAUCAUAUAUUGAUUGUGAUUUAUUCAAUCUCUUUUCUUCCGGAAAUAAAGGCUACUAAGAUUUUUUGAAGCACAAGAACAAGUACAUGUAUUUCUGAAGCGUGAACAAUUUUAGACUCGCACAAGGACACUCAUUUUUGAAUGAAGGUUGAACAAUAAACUUCGUAGCACAAGAACAAUGUAGUUGUCGUUCUGCAUCUACCUACAGCACUCAUUAGUUCGCGCUAUCAAUCAUUGGGAAUAAUGUUUCGCAGGAAAAGAAAAGUCUUAGGACAAGGCACCUCUCAAUAGGAACAUGUUGAAUAAUUCUAGGCAUGUGACUCAUCUGCAACCGAGAAGGUUGCUCUUGAUUGCCGCUUCAUCUGGUACGACAAAAUACAAUUACUUAGUACAAACAUGUUAAUAUAAUGUCAUAGUGAAUUUGGAAAGAAGAAUCCAGUAGAGAUAGAGGCAGAAUAUCUCUACAUCACGACUGAAGAUGUGAUAUUAACUGCUCUUAUGGUAUACAUGAGACAACUUUUACGAACAAUAUAAACUAACAGUACAACAACAAGGUCGGAUUAGAAAGACAGUCCUGGAUUCUCGAAACGCAUCUUCGUCAUGGGUUUAAGGAUCCUUUUUGUGCAGACUGGAAUCGUACAAGUCCAGAGCAGUAGUUUUGAAAUAUUAGAAGUAAUGAACACAGGGAUUCGCAUUCGACUUAAUAUUGUUGGGUAACCACGUUGGUUUGGGUCAGCAUUCCGUUAC